Molecule: messenger RNA, 2276 nt
Organism: Suillus subaureus
Lineage: Eukaryota; Fungi; Basidiomycota; Agaricomycetes; Boletales; Suillaceae
Product: ferric reductase NAD binding domain-containing protein
Exons: 11
Coding region: 218-2095 (625 amino acids)
Biological process (GO): iron ion transport; intracellular iron ion homeostasis; copper ion import
Cellular component (GO): plasma membrane
Molecular function (GO): ferric-chelate reductase activity
Source: RefSeq, a predicted model, not a curated record
AUUCCAACCUCCCAAGUGCGCAUGAUAACGUAUAUUUCUUUCGUCAGAUGGCCUGACAGUCUCUAUCUAAUGUUUGAAAUACUUAUUUUUUCCCAGGCACUUCUGUAUACAUACUGCUGAUUCAUUUCAUGUGGAGGUCGGCUAUAAAGGGAGCCAUGCUUCGAGGGCGGUCUAGCAACCCCUCGGUGUGAGUUUACUCGGGCUCUCUUCUUCAUUCAUGGCUGCCACCGACAAAUCUCUGCGAGGCGCCCGAAACCAUCUGUACCCGAUUCAGGCGUGGUAUUGCAUUGGGCUUUUCAUUUUCAUCAUUGCCAUCUUCCAGUGGAUUUCCUUCUUUCACUCCAAGUUCGCUGGGAGGCGUCAAAUAACCAACGUCUCCGACCCAGAACAUGCUUCUGUACACCGUCGCCGCGCUUUUUCUUGGCGUCGCAUUCCAUUAGGACUUGUCAAUGCAUACCGUGUCAUUUCUUUCCGCUGGACACUCGAAUUUGGCAAGUCAUACGCCCUCAAUAUGGCUGAGGUUUUUGUGACCAUGGCAUACAUCAUUUUUCUCUUUGUAUGGGCAUUUAUCAACACAACUGACCUUGAGGGCCGCACAUUGGACAUUACAUACUGGUGCAACCGCUCGGGCAUGCUGGCGGCGAGCCAGUUCCCACUGAUCACUGCACUUGGAACUAAAAAUAACAUAGUAUCCUUAAUCACCGGUAUCAGCUAUGACAAGCUCAACUACGUCCAUCGCAUGAUGUCUAGAGUCGUUUUUAUCUUGCUCUGGGCUCAUGGAGGCUGUGAGGUUGUCCGAAAUGCACCAUUCCAACCGUACUUCGCGCAGCAGUGGCUCAUAUGUGGCUUGAUUGCCAUGAUCGCAUUUACCAUUCUAUGUAUUGUCUCCUUGCGCCCCAUCCGAGCACAAGCAUAUGAACUUUUCUUCUACGUUCAUUUCGCCAUGGUGUUGAUUUUCCUCAUCGGUGCUUACGUCCACACACAAAAUUUCGCAUUCGCCUUCUGGAUCUACCCCUGUUUUGUAAUCUGGGGAUUGGACCGCCUCAUUCGCUUCCUUCGUCUAGUGGUGUUUAACCACUCAUACUUUGGAUUCAAGUCAGGAUCUACGAUGGAUGCAACCGCUGAAGUCCUAUCAGAUGAUUUUGUUCGGUUACGUUUCCACCGCCCCUCUCAUUUCCACUGGACGCCUGGGCAAACUGCCUAUCUUAUCAUGCCGUCCGUCUCACGCUUGCCAUUCGAGGCCCAUCCUUUCACCAUUGCGAGCUUUAAUUCUACCCUUUUUGAUGUGCCCGAGGAACAGAAACCAACAAGCGAAAAACAUGCUGAGAAUAACCUCACAGAAGGGAAUCUUGGUUCUAGUGCCCCAUUCUGGAAAGAACUCGUAUUUUUCAUAAACGUGAGGGAGGGAUUCACUGCGCGCUUGAAAGAAGCUGCCUUAAAAGGUGAUAAAGUCAAAGUCUUUGUCGAUGGACCAUACGGGCCAUCUCCUAACCUGGGUUCAUAUGACACAUCCGUGCUCGUUGCUGGUGGAUCCGGAGUCUCGUAUGCGCUACCGGUAUUAUUGGAUAUAAUAGAGCGUGUCCGCAACGGUGAAAGCAGGUGCCGUCGUGUUGUUUUCAUCUGGUCAAUUCGGAGUGUCGAUCAUAUUCGCUGGAUCAAUGAUGUUCUUAUCCGAGCACUCCGGCUUGCACCUCCUUCUUUGUCCAUCUCAAUCCACAUUCACGUUACCGGUGUAGCAACACCUAUUGAGACUUUACCACAAUCGCAUGGUUUAAAUGAUGACGCCAAACCUGCGCGCGACGAUUCCCGCUCCGAGGUGGUAGAGUCGCAAGAUGGAAAAGAUACGGAAAUAAGCAAUAACUCCCUUUUCGCCAUAGAGUCAGUCAAGCUUGCACGUGGAAGGCCCGACCUCCCAGCUAUCCUCAGAGAUGAAGUGACAGCGACGACGGGCAGGAUGUCCGUUGGUGUGUGCGGCUCACAGAGCAUAGUUCGAUCUGUUCGUGGUGCUCUUCGGUUCCCAGUGUCUAGCCCUCUCAGUGUGGCUAACGGUGGGCCGAGUGUGACACUACACAUCGAGUCGUUUGGUUACGCUUGAAAGAUCUUGGUUUCAACGUCUACAUUGAAACUGUGACAGAUCCUAGAUAUGAUUGAUAUUUACGAAAUGAUUAUACGCCCAUGUACUUCAAGCGAUUCUGGCAGAUCCCAGAAAAGGGAUAUAUCUAAUCUUGUAAACAAAGAAUGGGUAACUGGAACUACAUGUAGGUCAGGGCGUGAUU